CAAAAAGUUCCAUUAAAACGUUGGGAAGAUUGGGAACGAGCUCGUAUUCGCAGGAAUAAACGCACUGAACGUCAAGAACGCAACCAGCCAAGGAGUCCAACACAUUUAACACAUCAAGUUUAUGCAGGCGAUGAUCAAAACAACUCGUUACUCGCUUCAAACUACAUAAAUUAUGAAGGAGACUAUCAAGAUGCAAUGUCAAUGCACUCUAACGCUUCAGGAGAUAUUGGACCUCAACAACAAUAUUAUGAUUAUUCGACCAACAGGUAUCCAUCCCAAGAUAAUUACGACCGCUAUCAACAAGAACAAUUUGACAACGCUCGGUAUGGCAACACACAUGAUUUACAACGUGCACCAUCACCAAGAUUACCAGAAAACAAAUAUUAA
Scutellospora calospora is the source of this 387-nucleotide messenger RNA. The record is from the annotation of a GenBank genome assembly. Lineage: Eukaryota; Fungi; Glomeromycota; Glomeromycetes; Diversisporales; Gigasporaceae.